GAAAAAGCUCCUCAAGAAGAGAAGUCAAGAACACAGUGACAAGGCAUCCGUCCAGGGUUAAACACACAAUGGAUUUCUACCAGCCAUACAGACACAACCAAAUGGAUCAUAACGCCGAGAGUCGAGAUUCCAAGUUGGGGAAAGGGCUUCAGAACAUCGACGACCGUGUUGAUAGCGGUGUGGAUUCGCUUAGAGAGGAUGUAGCUGCUGAACUGGAGCGAGUGCGUUUGGAUUGCGUACCAGCUCCCCGGAUACCCGAAAACUGCUGUGAACCAUGGAGGAAAGAACUGACCGAGGACGGAGACACCCUCCUGCAUCUGGCAAUCAUUCACGAAGCCAAAGAUCAUGCCAUGAAAAUGAUUGACCUGUCAGUCAACCACUCAUUCCUCAACACACAGAACUAUCAAAGACAGACUCCCCUGCACUUGGCAGUAAUCACAGAGCAGCCGGCAGUGUUAGCCCAAUUGAUGAGCGCUGGCUGUGACCCCCAGCUGGUGGACAACAGCGGGAACACGGCCCUGCACAUAGCCUGCAAGAAGGGCUCUGUCACCUGCUUCAGCGUGCUCACCCAGGCCUGCUCCAGCUCUCAGCUCACCGCAAUGCUCACCACGCUCAACUACAGCGGUCAAAACUGUUUACACCUGGUUUCCAUUCAUGGGUACCUUGCGCUGGUUGAGAGACUGGUUGAGCUGGGAGCUGAUAUCAAUGCACAGGAGCAGUGCAAUGGCCGGUCUCCCCUUCACCUGGCAGUAGACCUCCAGAACCAGGACCUGGUGCACCUUCUGAUCAGCAGAGGGGCCGAUGUCAACAGCCUGACGUACGGAGGCCACACGCCGUACCACCUGACCUACGGUCGCCCCAACACCGCCAUCCAGAAGGAGCUGUACGAGCUGACCGCCCAGCACCUGCGCGAGCUGCCCGACAGCGAAUCAGAGGACAGCGAGGAGGACGACGAGUGCCAAUCAGAUGACGAGAUGUAUGAUGAUAUUCAGCUGAUGGGAUAGAAAAUUCAACUCAGUCAUAUGUACGUGGCCUUAAUAACACAGUAUAUUCGAGUGAGCUAGAAAGACUACAAAUGGGCGAGAGAGAGAGAGAGAAGGAUGGGGCUGGUCUACAGCGAAGGCCGAGGAGCAGCAUGGGACUGGACUAGUGACAGCGCUAGGUUAAUGAGGUGGUUUGGAGUCUGGAUGCCCAGAAGAAGAAGAAGAAGAAGAAGAGAGAUAAGCAGGCCCCAGGAACUGAAGGCUACCUGAAAGUGUUGGGACAGAGAAGCCAGUGAAGUUCACCGCGACAGUGAGGGACGUGACGUGGCUUGGUUUUUUUUUCUCACGUCACACAGCAAUGAGGACAGUUUUCAUCCACAAACUUCCGAGUACGUUGUAUAAUGUUGUAAAUUGUGUAAAGAAACAGAUUUAUUUUUUAUAAAUAUGGAUGUAUAUGAAUGUAUAUGUAUGUAUAAAAAAAAUGUAAGAUGUUCCAAAAUUGCAUCUGUGAAGAGUACCUACCACACUCCCGUAAAU
Molecule: messenger RNA, 1520 nt
Organism: Clupea harengus (Atlantic herring)
Lineage: Eukaryota; Metazoa; Chordata; Actinopteri; Clupeiformes; Clupeidae
Gene: nfkbiab
Product: nuclear factor of kappa light polypeptide gene enhancer in B-cells inhibitor, alpha b
Biological process (GO): cellular response to tumor necrosis factor; toll-like receptor 4 signaling pathway
Cellular component (GO): cytosol
Molecular function (GO): NF-kappaB binding
Source: RefSeq, a predicted model, not a curated record